This is a messenger RNA of Suhomyces tanzawaensis NRRL Y-17324, 1815 nucleotides long. It is a transcript of the gene GPA2, whose product is annotated as guanine nucleotide-binding protein subunit alpha. Gene Ontology annotation, molecular function: GTP binding; GTPase activity; G-protein beta/gamma-subunit complex binding. Lineage: Eukaryota; Fungi; Ascomycota; Pichiomycetes; Serinales; Debaryomycetaceae. The record is from RefSeq and is a predicted model, not a curated record. The coding region runs from base 242 to 1525 and encodes 427 amino acids. The transcript has a single exon. Gene Ontology annotation, cellular component: heterotrimeric G-protein complex. Gene Ontology annotation, biological process: adenylate cyclase-activating G protein-coupled receptor signaling pathway.
UGGUUUCCACAAGAGUGAUCAGCUAGCAAUUACUAACACGAUCUAUUCACGUCGGAGUCCAGGCGAUACCAAGCAGCGGAGCUCCUCUAGUACACCUUAUUUGAUCUUUGGUUAGUGUUUCCUCUGUUUGACUGCUGGCCAACAGCAAGCAACAACAUUGUCAUCUAGCUCACUCCACAACAAGUGACUCCAGCCACCCUUUUCAGCAUCCCCCCCUCCUAUUUAAUCUAUUUGCAUCGCCAUGGGUUCAUGUGCCUCCAAGGAGCCACAAGCUCCACAACAAUCUUCCAAGCCUGUCAACAAGCGUCAGGAACAGAAAGCGACAUUGGCCAAGAAAGAUGAAGCCGCCCACUCGGCAACUAACCACUCCACGGGCUCAUCCAGUGACAUACAGGCAGAAAAGGCUCCCGCUGCUACCCCCAAUGCAGUGGACAUCGCCGCUGCACAUCAACAAUCCGGACAGGCUGCCAGCAGAAAUGUGAAAGUGUUGUUGUUGGGAUCUGGUGAGUCAGGGAAAUCAACAAUUGUCAAGCAAAUGAAGAUCCUUCAUCAAAACGGUUAUUCUAAGGAAGAAUCCAUCGAAUACAAGCCGUUCGUAUACAAGAACGUACUUGAUUGUAUGAAAAACAUUAUCCAUGCUAUCUACGACUUACAGCCUGAACUUGUCAAGCGUGAAUCGAAUGGUUUGGUUGGCACCGCCAGCGAAGAAAGCUUGCAGGAAUUUAAGGGUGAUGCAUCCACCAAAGGUGUUGUUGACAAGGCAGACUUGGAAGCCAUUUUACAACACGAAUACUCCAUGGAUUCAGACACUCCAUUCGAUAGUACAAUAGCUGCUACUAUAAGCAAGGUCUACUCCAUACCCGAGAUCCGCGAGUUUGCCAAAACUCAGCAAGGCAACUUCUAUUUGAUUGACUCAACACAUUACUUCCUUACUGAGAUUGAUAGAAUAGCCCAACCCUAUUAUAUUCCCUCUGUCAACGAUAUCCUCAGAACUAGAAAGAAGACUUCUGGUAUCUUUGAUUUCAAGUUUCAAAUGGGUAAUGGUUUGAAUAUCCAUAUGUAUGAUGUUGGUGGCCAACGUUCCGAACGUAAGAAGUGGAUCCAUUGUUUUGAUAACGUCACCUUGAUCAUCUUUUGUGUUGCGUUGUCUGAAUAUGAUCAGGUUUUACUUGAGGAGAACAGUCAAAAUAGAUUGGAAGAAUCGUUAACGUUGUUUGACUCGGUUGUGAAUUCUAGGUGGUUUGCAAGAACUUCCAUUGUCUUGUUCUUGAACAAGAUUGAUGUCUUCGCAGAAAAGCUCGCAUACUCACCUCUUGAGAACCAGUUCCCAGACUAUACUGGUGGUAAUAAUAUCAACAAAGCAGCCAAGUACAUUUUGUGGCGUUUCACUCAGUUGAACAGAUCAGGCUUGAACAUCUUUCCACACGUCACUCAAGCUACUGAUACCUCGAAUAUUCAAUUAGUAUUCGUCGCUGUCAAGGAAACUAUCUUGGAAAAUUCCUUGAGAGACAGUGGUAUUUUGUGAUCAAUUCACAACAAUCACCCAUUGAUCGUUUCGAUCCCCCAUUCUAACAUAAUAAUUACCUCUAUUCUCUCAGCUGCGGGAGUUUAUCAACAUUUUCAUUUCCAUUGAAGCUGUCUUUUUGACAUAAAUCGAAAAUGGCCAAGAGCGCCAAAUGUAUCUGCACCCAGUGUGUGUAUUUAGGGUCAAUGGUUUAAUAUCAAAUACUUCUUGUUUACGACAUGUAGCUCUCAAACAAUUUGAGCAAAUACAAUCAUUUUAGAAUACAUUACUUCAUACAUAUCUAUACAGUU